This is a messenger RNA of Coffea arabica (coffee), 1952 nucleotides long. RefSeq lists its product as uncharacterized. The record is from RefSeq and is a predicted model, not a curated record. Lineage: Eukaryota; Viridiplantae; Streptophyta; Magnoliopsida; Gentianales; Rubiaceae. Gene Ontology annotation, biological process: lipid metabolic process. Gene Ontology annotation, molecular function: phosphoric diester hydrolase activity.
AUAAUUAUGGUUAAAUUCUUGACCCCGUUACAUAAUUUUUGUAAAAUACAGCUGACAUGCACGUACAAAGACUGACUAAUCCAAUCAUUUUCCUGCCGGCUACGUUGACAAACAAAGAGAAAAGGAUAGAGGGGCAAGGAAUCUAAAGCAGAGAAGAAGAAGAAGAAGAAGGGGAAGGACGAUUACAGCAUUGUUCUCCCUCUUCUCUUAAUCAUGGGUGCCCAGGUCUCUAAACAGGCGGAACGCAGGAAGAAUGUCUCAACCGAGAUGAAAGCUUUGGCUGAUCUAAAGCAAAGCAGUGGAAGUGACUUUCCUGGUUCAGAUUACCGUCCUGCAGAUAGGAAAAACUGGAUGUUAGGCCUUGACCCUGGGAAACUUGUCAUAGAAAAGAUUGUGUGGCCUGGAACUCAUGACUCUGCUACUAAUAAGAUUGGAAUUCCUUGCAUCACCCGCCCAUUUGCUCAAUGCCAAUCUCUUUCAAUCUACCGUCAGCUCGUCAGAGGUGCCCGAGUCGUCGAUAUCCGAGUUCAGGAGGAUCGACGGGUAUGCCAUGGGAUCCUACUGACCUACAGCGUCGAUGUUGUCAUCAACGAUGUUAAGAAGUUCCUCUCAGAAACCCAAUCUGAGGUCAUAGUCCUUGAAAUUCGGACAGAAUUCGGACACGAUGAUCCUCCUGAGUUUGACAAGUACUUGGAGGAUCAGCUCGGGGAAUAUCUUAUUCCCCAGGAUGAUUCAGUUUUUGGAAAGACUAUUGCGGAAUUAUUGCCUAAGAGAGUAAUUUGCGUGUGGAAGCCGAGGAAAUCUCCACAGCCUCAGCAUGGAAGUCCACUGUGGAGCGCUGGCUAUUUGAAGGACAAUUGGAUUGACACUGAUUUGCCAUCUACAAAGUUUGACAGCAACAUGAAGCAUUUGAGCCAGCAGCCACCUGUGAAUUCCAGGAAAUUUUUUUACAGGGUUGAGAAUACAGCAACGCCUCAAGCUGAUAAUCCAAUUUUAUGUGUGAAACCGGUCACCAAUCGAAUUCAUGGGUAUGCUAGACUGUUUAUUAUUGAGUGCCUUUCCAAGGGUUACGUCGAUCGUUUGCAAAUCUUCUCAACAGAUUUUAUAGACGAGGACUUUGUUGAUGCAUGUGUUGGGCUCACUCAGGCCAGGAUUGAAGGAAAGCUCUGAUAUCCAUCCCAUUGGAUUAAAUGGCACUGUCAGGCCAAUGGGCGGCAGCCAGGAUUUCGUUCACUUUCUGCUUUCUUGUCUUCUCGUGAACAGCAUGUGGAAUAAAUCCAUUUGUUCGUUUGUAAGAUGAAACCGUUCUUUCUUUUUUUUUUUGGUUCAUUUGCUAGUUAUGUUGUCAAACAUCACGUGUGAAAAAAGGUGGGGAUGUUAUUUGUUCAUUUAAAAUGGGUAUGUAAAUUUGCACUUUUGAGGUUAUCUUCCAAUUUUCUGGGGAACUCUCUUUUGCCCAAGUCACCAAUUCUGCUGCAACCCUGAUAACUGCUUCUGAAACAUUAUUAUGAGGACUAAGUUGAUGGAUCCAUAAACGAAGUUUGGGUUUAACCAAACCAAUUCCGGAAAUUAGCGAGCAUGAAACUUGACAAACCAUUCCUGUGAUCACUGUCUGAUCUUUCGUGCUUUUCAGGUGGAGGUGUUGGAUUAGUUAGCGAAGCCGAAGUGGAGCUCUCGGCCUCCAGAAGCCAACAACAGAGGUGAGAACUCGUCAUCGCGAUCCAGAACCAGAAUGGACGCAAUCGCAUCACAAGCACUCCUAGUAUUAUUGCUGCUUGAUUCUUGAUUUUUUUCUAUUUUCUAUGUACUUAUUUUUUAUAUUUUCAUUACGUAAGUACAUAGUAUUAUUGCAACCGUGAGGAACAGGGGACUAGGGGAGGGAUCGAGUUUUUCUGUGAAAAUCCUUGAAAAAUUGCUAUCCUGUUUACCACAAUACAUCAUUUUUGCAGCUA